This is a messenger RNA of Carlito syrichta (Philippine tarsier), 1355 nucleotides long. It is a transcript of the gene WNT6, whose product is annotated as Wnt family member 6. The transcript has 8 exons. Lineage: Eukaryota; Metazoa; Chordata; Mammalia; Primates; Tarsiidae. Gene Ontology annotation, cellular component: extracellular region. Bases 219 to 1355 code for a protein of 378 amino acids. Gene Ontology annotation, biological process: canonical Wnt signaling pathway; neuron differentiation; cell fate commitment. Gene Ontology annotation, molecular function: frizzled binding; cytokine activity. The record is from RefSeq and is a predicted model, not a curated record.
AGGAUGCCCACACAGGGAGCGGCGGGACACCGUCCCUCUUCCGUGAUGCAGAGAGGUCCUUCGCGGGUGUCAGUGAGGGGGUAAAUCGAGGACAACACAGGGGCACAUCUUCUCUGGGCUGAUCCCAGGCCAGCAUUGAGCCGGAGGCCCAAAAGCAGAAUUCAUUCCCUAAGAAAGCAGACAGGAAGGAAGGAAGGGCCGUGGGCAGCCCCUUGGUCAUGGACCCUACCAGCAUCUGCAGGAAGGCACGGCGGCUGGCUGGGCGGCAGGCUGAGCUGUGCCAGGCAGAGCCAGAAGUGGUGGCGGAGCUAGCCCGGGGUGCGCGACUUGGGGUGCGAGAGUGCCAGUUCCAGUUCCGAUUCCGCCGCUGGAACUGCUCCAGCCACAGCAAGGCCUUUGGGCGCAUCCUGCAGCAGGACAUUCGAGAGACAGCCUUCGUGUUUGCGAUCACGGCAGCAGGCGCCAGCCACGCGGUCACGCAGGCCUGUUCCAUGGGCGAACUGCUGCAGUGUGGCUGCCAGGCACCCCGCGGGAGGGCCCCGCCUCGGCCCUCUGGCCUGCCGGGCACCCCUGGACCGCCAGGCUCCGCCGGCUCCCUGGAAGGCAGCGCCGCCUGGGAGUGGGGAGGCUGUGGCGACGAUGUGGACUUCGGGGACGAAAAGUCGAGGCUGUUUAUGGAUGCACGGCACAAGCGGGGACGAGGGGACAUCCGCGCGUUGGUGCAACUGCACAACAACGAGGCGGGCCGGCUGGCCGUGCGGAGCCACACGCGCACCGAGUGCAAGUGCCACGGGCUGUCCGGCUCGUGCGCGCUGCGCACCUGCUGGCAGAAAUUGAGUCUGGUCCUACCCAUCCCCUUCCCAAAGACUUGUCCCGAGCUGUCCCUGCAGCAUGUCCGGCCAGACUGCUCCCCCUACAGCCCCACCCCCACCCCCAGCAGCCUCAAGCCCUUAAUUCCUGACAGCUGCGGUGGCUGCCGGCAGAGAUGGGGGAAGGAGGGAGGGUAUGCCGGCAGCCUGCUGUUGCUCAGGCCGCCCCCACCACCUGACAGUCUGGGGACAAGGAAGGCCCCACCCCUCUGCUCCAAUUCCCCAGGGAUGGGCAAUUCCAGGAAUGGGCCCCUUUUGUCUCUGAGCCCAGAGGCUCUGGCAGUUCAGUCCCUGAGCCAGGAGGGGCUCUCCUCAGAGAGAGGGGGCCGUGGGGCGGUGCCCGGGGGCGCUGCCCCAUGGAGCAGGGAGGCGGGCGCCGUCUGCUCCGGGAGCCCUGACCUGAGUCGGAGCUGUGUGUCGCAGCCGCCCCGACCCCCGCCGAUCAUGCGGGGCCGCCCCUGGCUCGCCAGUCCCACCGGGCUGUGA